Verruconis gallopava is the source of this 1259-nucleotide messenger RNA. RefSeq lists its product as uncharacterized. The record is from RefSeq and is a predicted model, not a curated record. The coding region runs from base 336 to 1172 and encodes 278 amino acids. NCBI's taxonomy places the organism in Eukaryota, Fungi, Ascomycota, Dothideomycetes, Venturiales, Sympoventuriaceae. Gene Ontology annotation, molecular function: peroxidase activity. The transcript has 2 exons.
GUUCGAAGACCAGAUGAGCGAGACAGUGUCCAUCCACGCUUCAAGUCUUCGCGAAUCACGCUGCCUUAUUCACGAUCGGCGAAUCCGGCCAAGCCUCGUGUAGAAACAUGGUGCAUGCACGGCGCUGACAUCGUGGGCGAUGUAACUGGUUCCCCGCCAUGCGUAACGUGCAUGAGCUGAGGCCAGGUAUCAACGAUUACUUACCACAUGGAGAAUUGAAGUAUAGAUCCAGUGUCUUCCCAGGCUUGCUUUCAUUGAUUCUCCUCUUCACACAUCCGUUUAUAUUCCCGCUCUCAUAGUCAUUUUCGUUGUGUAAUCGCAGUCAUUUCAACAGCAUGGCUACUCCAGAGGGGCAUCCUGAAAUCGACUGGGACAACUGGAAGCCUGCUGGACCAGGAGAUGUCCGUUCUCCGUGCCCUGCGAUAAACGCGCUGGCAAACCACGGUAUCCUGCCUCACGAUGGCAAGAACAUCACCAAAGCCAUGGCUGUCAAAGCCCUAACCUCAGCCUUGCAUUUGGACGCGACAACGGCGUCAGUGUUCGCUUGGGGAGGGGUUGCCGCAAAUCCGAACGCGGAAGAGCACAACUUCGACCUCAAUCACGUCGACAAGCACGGUUGGAUUGAACACGACGUAAGCUUGAGCAGAGAAGACAUUGCGUUCGGCAGCAACAGCGAGUUCAACAAGGAGCGCUGGGCCGAGGUGUGGAAGAUAUACAAGGAAGGCGCUUUGACGGAGGGCGGCGCAUCCGGCGUCGGCCCCGAGGAGACGAACUGGAAGAGCGCGAGCAAAGCGCGUUAUUUCCGUGUCAAGCAGUCCAAGGAGCGCCACGAGGCCGCUGGAAAGGAGUUCGGCUACGGAAUCAAGGAGGUCAUCCUCUCGUACGGCGAAUCCGCGCUGUUCCUCAACAUGCUCGGCAAGGAUGGCGCCGCCCCUCUCGAGUGGGUGCGGAUUCUGUUCGAGGAGGAGCGGUGGCCGUACAAAGAGGGCUGGCGGCCCCCGAAGAUUGUCGACCAGAGCAUGAUGAGACACGUCAUCACCAAGCUCAUGGAAGCGAACGAGGACAAAGCAGAGGAAGCCGUGCUCGUCGGCUUGGGAACGGUCCGCGCCUUAGAAGCUGCGGUGGCGAGUUUGAUCAAGGUUUCCAGCCCUAGUUACUGUUCCGUCAUGUAACGAGCACAUCUUGGACUUCGUUGCUCCGGAUGCAACGAGCGAGAGAGAGAGAGAGAGAGAGAGAGAGAGAGAGAGAGAGAGAGAGAG